Anoplophora glabripennis (Asian longhorned beetle) is the source of this 1732-nucleotide messenger RNA. RefSeq lists its product as uncharacterized. The transcript has 9 exons. The coding region runs from base 103 to 1392 and encodes 429 amino acids. The record is from RefSeq and is a predicted model, not a curated record. NCBI's taxonomy places the organism in Eukaryota, Metazoa, Arthropoda, Insecta, Coleoptera, Cerambycidae.
AAACCCCAGGCUACAGGAUCACGCCUCAGUCCAGUUCACAACACCUCCGGACGCCGAUCUAUCCAAAUCCACGUCGCCUUUGCCCCCACACCGACAGACAGAAUGGUUUACGAAUCCGAUUUUUACACGACCCGAAGGUCGUAUCGCACCUCACCAUCCCUUACGUCGUACACCGUUUCGAGCGUGCCCUCUCGUCAAGUUAGAGUUCUACCGGGUUUAGGAAAGGUACACGUGUCGUACAGCUAUGACCGCGUGGUGCCGUACGUGGGGCACAAGAGGCUGACCGUGGUCACGAUGCCGCCGAGAGUGUUCUCCACGCGUCCGUCCGUCUUACAGAGAGAAUACGACCGGAUCGAGAACAAACUAAGGCCUUGGACCGGGUAUUCCGCGACCAACCGCUACCUCAACUCCGACUCCUCUGUGCGCUCCUACUAUAUCUCCUACCCCAUAACCGGGUAUAACUACUAUUACUCCCUUAAUCUACCCAGUUCUUCGUACCUCCCCAAGGUGUACCGUUGGUACUACAGCUGGCCCAGGUUGUAUUCUUCCUGGCCCUCCUACCGUUGGUACCUCAGCUCCUACCUCAGGAAUUAUUACCUGAAUAGUUACUCGCCCAGCUGGUACUACUGGUCAAGUUACUGGCCCUACUACCGUUCUGUGGACUACGAUUUUAGCGAGCUCGAAAACAAGAUCGAUAACCUGCGCAGAACAGUUUAUUUGGAUUACCCAUAUCCCAUUAAGGCAGUUGAUUAUCCAUACUAUCCGUAUUCGUAUAGAACUUACAGGCCUCUUUCUCUAUAUUACGAUUACUACUGGCCCUUGAGUAGCUUGAACCGCUACUACUGGCCUUACUAUCCCUACUACAGAUACCUGUAUUAUAAAUACACCCUUCCCUCCGAUAGAUAUUACUAUUUGAAAGGCAUAUUCAAUAACGAGACAAGCCUUAUUCGCGCGCAAACGGCGUCUCUCCUGAGACGGAUUCACGAUCCCGUGCCCCGCGUUCCGAGGUUCAGCUGGCCCCUUUCAGUGACAUCGAAGUACUACGACGACGGUCUACCAGCUAGACUCAGCAACGACAACUACAUUCACAAGUUGCUGAUCACGUCGUCCACCAAUCCUAAGGUAUCUUACACCACGUACUACACCGAACCCAUCAGAAAGUACAUCGGCCAAGGCCGUCUAGCGUCUGUCUCGUAUGCAGGAGAUAGGGCCUACAGCCGCCGGCCGCACAUCUACCUCUACGACGACCCUCUGAAGAGCGACAUCCAACUGCUCAGCUACUACAUCAACAAGUUCAAGCAAGACAAAGCUAUCGCAGCAUCUGAGUCAUCGGUUCCGGCUAAAGCUGAGAAAGAGGAAGAGAAGCCCGAAAUCACUGAAAUUACCGAAUAACCUUGCCAACUCCCACAUUACAUUCUUUACCCCAAUUAUCUACACGCAAAAAUUUAUUUUGAGACUUAUUAUGUGCACAUAUUGUAUUUUUUGAUAUAUUUUACGUUCUGGAAAGCUAUAUUAUAUAUACCAUGUUGUUAUUUUAUUUUUGUUUAAUUAAUAUAAUAUAUCCUUACACAGUAAUCAAGUUUUGUCAAAAUACUUAACGAAAAUCUAAAAAAAAAAUGUGCAUAAUCCUGAGAAAAUUGUAAAAUUUUAUUGUGUACCUUGUGUUUACGACACCCUGUAAUGCAUGGUAUUGCAUAUAGCACUGUGUUCAAUAAAAUUUUAUUUUGUUAGA